Molecule: messenger RNA, 309 nt
Organism: Colletotrichum higginsianum IMI 349063
Lineage: Eukaryota; Fungi; Ascomycota; Sordariomycetes; Glomerellales; Glomerellaceae
Exons: 1
Coding region: 1-309 (102 amino acids)
Source: RefSeq, a predicted model, not a curated record
AUGCCAGUCAGCGAGCAAUUGGUCAACCGCAGACAGAACUCACGCACGCACAAACGCUUGAUAUCUCACCUCUGGGCCGACUGGUCAACAUCAGCAACAUCAGCAACAGCAGCAGCAGCAGGCUUGUGGAAGGUUGUUCGCGAAGUUGAGCGUGUCGAUGACUUGACUCUGUUUCUACGACGGUGGCUGACUCCAGAGUUGACGCUGCAUUCGGAACGGGGGCCCCCUCCCUUUUGUCUUCCCUCCCUCAUCCCCCGCCGUCGUGGACGCUCGGCGACACCGUCCAUUGCAAGCAACGUCGUUCUAUGA